Molecule: messenger RNA, 773 nt
Organism: Dermatophagoides farinae (American house dust mite)
Lineage: Eukaryota; Metazoa; Arthropoda; Arachnida; Sarcoptiformes; Pyroglyphidae
Gene: ND-B17
Product: NADH dehydrogenase (ubiquinone) B17 subunit
Biological process (GO): mitochondrial electron transport, NADH to ubiquinone
Source: RefSeq, a predicted model, not a curated record
GAGAGCUUUUGUCCUGAGCUUGUGAUCGGUGUCCUCUGAAUUUUCUAAAUAUUGGUCAAUUUCUUUUGGUUUUUUUCAACUUUUCAACUAAAAAAAAAAAACAAAAUGGGUGGUCAUGAUCAUGGAGAUGCAGUGAAAAAGACUUCGAUUUCAGAUGAAGAAAUUCGUAAAAUUUUGAUACGAGCCAAAGUACAGGUGCCAUCGGAAUCGCCAAAAUUUGCCCAUAGUCUCAGUUCAGGUGUUUUACAUACAUCGAUUAAAGGUGCUUAUAACAAUGAACGUGCUCGUCUUGGACCGAAUUUCAACGAAACGGAUCGUCAAUGGCGUGUAAAAUAUUUAGAAUCACAAAAUCUUCAUCCAUCCGAACCGUUUGAAGUGCCAGAACUUUCAAAAGUUCAUUACAAUCCUAUUCGACGCUUUUAUCGUUGGCCAUUGGAUCAAGUUGAAAAACUGCUCUGCAAUUACAUGGAAAAACAUUAUGCUAUAACGGCAAGAAAACUAAUCGGUGGAACAUUGAUCGGUUAUUUUACCAUUUUAACAUUAUGGUAUCAAUUGAAUUACAAUGUACCAAAUUGGGAAUAUAAAAAAGGUUUUCGAAUAUUUUAUACACGUGAAGUAGUACUACCUGGUGAUUCUCGUUGGCCAAUGCCUAAUCCACGAACACAAUCAUGGCAACAUUAUGAUCUAGAUUUUCAUCAACGAAAAGCUUUUCGAAAUGAUUGAAUGAUCAGAAAUUUAAUUUUCAAAAUAGAAAUAAACAACAACAACAACAA